Molecule: messenger RNA, 3496 nt
Organism: Taeniopygia guttata (zebra finch)
Lineage: Eukaryota; Metazoa; Chordata; Aves; Passeriformes; Estrildidae
Gene: C3H1orf198
Product: chromosome 3 C1orf198 homolog
Source: RefSeq, a predicted model, not a curated record
GCGGUGUCUGCUGGAGGGGAGCGGAGGAGGCGGUUCUCUUCCCGGUCCCAUCCCCAAUCCCGCCGUGCGAGUGCGGGGCCGGCGGCGGCGGGGUGGCCAUGGCCUCCAUGGCGGCGGCGAUCGCCGCUUCCCGCACGGCGGUGAUGAACGGGAACCGGCCGCUGGACGAGCGGGAGCGCAAGCGGUUCAGCUACUUCUCCUCGCUGAGCCCCAUGGCGCGCAAGAUCAUGGCGGAGAAGGAGCGGAUCCGCGAGCGCUACGGGCCCGAGUGGGAGCGGCUGCCGCCCCGCCAGCAGGACGAGAUCAUCGACAAGUGCCUGGUGGAGCCGCACGUCCAGGCCCGCUACGCCGCGCACCGCGGCACCACCCGCCCGCCCGCGCCGCCCUCCUCCUACCCCAGCCUGCGCCUCAACACCGGGCAGAAGGUGGUGCGCUUCGGAGACGAGGACAUAACUUGGCAAGAUGAACACUCAGCUCCAUUCUCCUGGGAAACGAAGAGUCAGAUGGAGUUCAGCGUUGCAUCUCUCUCCAUACAAGAGCAAGGUGGUGCCCAGCUGCAGAACGAGCAGAGGCAGCCUGUUAAAGCAGCACCUGGUGUCCAAACCCCUAAAUCUUCUCAGGCCAAUAAGACCCCUGGCUCUGAGGGGUUGAUAGCAGCAGCCAGAAAGGAAGAGGAGUCGUCCUUCUGGAAGAUAAACGCAGAGCGCUCGAAGUUUGAAGGAGACAAGUCUGAGUUCCAGUCCCUGACCCCCAGCCAGAUCAAGUCCAUGGAGAAAGGAGAGAAGCCCCUUCCCUCUUUUUACAGACAAGAGUCUGCUCCAAAGGAGAUGACCAAAGCUGAGAAGCCCAGCAUAACUAAACCAGAGAAGUCUGUUGUCCCCAGCACACCUUCUGUGUGUCUCGAGUGGGAGAAACCUCGACCUACUCAACUCCCUACUAGUUCUCUAGAUGACUUCUUUCUUACUGAUCCACCACAGGAUCUGGCAUCUUCUAGGACAAACAAGGAAGAUACUGAUGGUACUAUACUUACAGACCCACAAAUGCCUGGACAGACUAGUACAAGCAAUGUUAUCUUGAAGACUGGCUUUGAUUUUCUAGACAACUGGUAAAAGAUACUUCAAAACAGAUCAAACCAAUUUUGGGGAAGGAGUGGAACACCUUUCUCCUUGUAUGUUAAUUUACUAGCAUUUGUGUCUUUUUCUAGAAGUAACUUUCAAACUCUUAAAUGUUGCCUUUGUAUAAACUUUUGUAAUAACAUAUGCGUUUUUGUUUUAUAAACAGUGAUAGAAGUGUGGUUUCAUUUGGAUAUUUUUUAAAUAUCUGUUAAAAUUUUUAGUAGCUACUGUAUUGAGAGGAUGGGAGAAGUUACUGUACACAUGUUAAAGAAACACAAAUGAGAGUCUCUGUAUCCUAGAAAUGGAACCUAGAGGACCAGAUUGCUGUUUUCAGUGGAAACCUUGCUAGCGUGGCUUGUAAAAGAAAUAAUAUUGCAUGUGCAGUGGUUCCAACCAUACUUCAGCUAGCUAACAAAAAACAGUAUGAAAAGCAAGCAUCCAGAAUUGCAUUGAUUUGUAGAUUUUGUUUCCUUUGAAAGUAUCUUUUGUAUCACUUACUGAAGACACUUUUUCUUCUGAAGAAGGCAAAGGCAUUGCCAAAAUGAUGGAUGCAAAAAAGCACUGUGUUCGUACCCUACAAAUCUGCUAAAAUAACUUAAGAGUGGUAGAGAAAUGACCUGGGGAAAUGGUGUUUCUGGUGUUUGGAUUGAAGACUUGGGGGUGGGUAGAAGGGAGUGGGAUAACACCUAACUAUUUGGAGAAAUUCUUCAGGGAACACAAUUUUACUGCCUCCUUACUAGAGCAUAACUCUUCCUAAUACUAGUGCUGGAACUACAGCACUGAGAAUUUCUGGAGUGUAGAUUACCUUUGUGUCAGUAAACCACUAUGUUUAUGGGAGGUCACAGGAGUAUGAGGCUUUUUUGGUUUUUAAGCAGCUUAUUGUCUCAAGGACUCAUAGACUUUGGUGCUUUUUCCUCCUUGUGGGUUCAUCCUCUUUAGUGUUCAACAUCUGGCUUACAUUUAUUCCUAAGGUGCAGAGAGGCGUCUCAAGGUGGUCCUUGGCAGUGUUGCCUCCAGUUCUGCUUUUGAAUGAUCUUUGGUGUUUAAAAUGUAGAGAACAAGAGUAGCUGUCGUUUGGAUCUGUUGUCUCUGAAAUGCAGCAUGAUUUACACACUGAUUCUCACUGUGUUUACCUCACCUUGAAGCCUUAAUUCCCCCACGCACAGCCAGUGACUGGUCUGCUCCAAUGCCAAAGGUUUGACUUUUCCCUUUACCUCAGCAAUAGUCCCAUAGCAUUUGUUUGGGGUAGAAGGCAAAACAGGGCUCUAAUGGGUCCCAGGCAAGGCUGUAAGAAGGUCACCAUCUCCUAAGCCAUAGUUGUGCUAGGCUUCUCAUGGAUUAGCACUUGACUUUUGGUUCAGUGCCAGGGGCAGUUCAAUGUGCAGAAUUGGAUGUGGCAGGAUUUUUUCUGCUUGUUACAGGAAGAGUUUGCAAUGUCCUGGAAGAAUCCUUGCCUCUAAUUGGUGUGCUGCUUGCUUUGAACAAGCAGAGUAUGCUGAUAGAGCAUUAAAAUUUACUUGUUGGACAAGGAAAAUGCUGCAAGCAUUCCUUUUCUUGUCCCCACACCCCAACAAAAAAAACCCAAAAAAACCCAAAACACCAAGGCCAAAACCUCCACUUGUUUUAGUGUUUUCUUAAAAGGUUCCUUAGCUAAAUGCUAAGAUUACCACAGAGUAGAAGUCAUUGUAUAGCAUACUCUUAUUUAUAGGCUUCUGAAAGCUUUUUUACAUUCUUCCUGAGAUGUGCAAACUCCUGUAGUUCGUGGAUGUUAUCUCUGCAUUCAGCAGUUCAGAAAAUACUUGUUGUUACCAUCCUGGACUUUUCUGCUGUUUUUUCUUUUGUAGCAUUUGCUACAAGCAUCUAAAGUUAAUACAGCUUAGAACAACUUUAACACAAAUUCUUUAGGUGUAUGAUUGAUAUUGACUUGCACCUUCCUUUUAAAGCUAAUAAAUAUUAAUCUUGGGGUUUACAGUUACCCGUGAAUCUGAUUUUUUGUACAUUCAGCUGCUGAAAAGUAGUAAAUUGAAAAUGAAGAUGCACAUUCUAAUCUUACUCUGAUUUGGGGAGAUCUGAAAACAGUGUCUCCUACUGUCAAGGAGCGUUACUUUAAAUCUCUGGUAAUACCGUAAAGCUUCUUAGGGAAGAACUUGGGCUGUCUGUCUCUUCCAUCGGCUAACUCAACCCUAAUACACAUUGGGACCAGCUGGUAGAACAUGCUGCAGAACUUUUUACUUAUCCUGGUAGGUUUUUCCUGUGCUUUGACAAGAGUUGAUGCUCCUUCUUUCUUGAAUAUGUUUUUAUUAAACAUUCUUACAAAAAUGAAAUUGUAUUUGGUCACAUUUUAUAUUAACAAUGUUUUAAUAAAGUCACUUUAAAUAGAA